Messenger RNA from Drosophila albomicans, 1775 nucleotides. It is a transcript of the gene pip, whose product is annotated as heparan sulfate 2-O-sulfotransferase pipe. NCBI's taxonomy places the organism in Eukaryota, Metazoa, Arthropoda, Insecta, Diptera, Drosophilidae. Gene Ontology annotation, cellular component: membrane. The coding region runs from base 202 to 1437 and encodes 411 amino acids. Gene Ontology annotation, molecular function: sulfotransferase activity. The transcript has 6 exons. The record is from RefSeq and is a predicted model, not a curated record.
CUCGCAGGAACAUUCAGUUGUGCCGCGAACGUUGUGCGCUUCACACGUGCUUCCUCCUCUCCUCUCAGUCACUCAAUCGUUGCAGUGCCGGGCAAAAGCUUACAGCAUUCUCGAAUAACUGUAAAAGAGAAUUAGAAAAGCUGUCAAAGUUCAUAGAAAAGAUCCAAGUGUCAUUCAGUGUUUUGUGAGUGGUUCUUUUUGAUGUCUGUAAACACCGAUCGAUCCUACAAAAUGAAAUUGCGUGAUGUGGAAAAUGCCUUCAAGUACAGGCGCAUACCGUAUCCCAAGCGUUCUGUGGAGCUGAUAGCGCUGUUGGCCAUAUCGUGCACCUUCUUUCUGUUCAUGCACACAAACAAAUUGAACAGUCGCCUCAAGGAAAUGGAGGUGAAGCUGCAGCCAUCGGAAUUCUCGGCCCUGGGUCUAACCGGCAAUCACAUAAGCGGACAUGAUGCGGGCAAACACGAUGACAUCAAUACGCUUCACGGCACCUAUCAAUAUCUGAAGAGCACCGGCCAGAUGUCCUCGCUGAAUGUCCGUGAUCUGAACAAUACGCGGAAGGCACAAAUGGAGCUGGUCUUCUUCAAUCGUGUGCCCAAAGUGGGCAGUCAAACAUUUAUGGAGCUGCUGCGUCGCCUCUCGGAGCGCAACAAUUUUCAGUUUCAUCGCGAUGCCGUCCAAAAGGUGGAGACCAUUCGCCUGGCCGAGGAUCAACAGCAGGAGAUGGCCGAGGUGAUCAGUGAGCUACCCGAACCCUCGGUCUUUAUUAAGCAUGUGUGCUUUACCAACUUUACCAAGUUCAAUUUGCCAACACCCAUUUAUUUGAAUGUGGUGCGUGAUCCCGUCGAGCGUGUCAUCAGUUGGUUCUAUUAUGUGCGCGCUCCUUGGUAUUUUGUGGAACGUAAGGCCGCAUUUCCAGAUCUCCCACUGCCUCAUCCGGCUUGGCUCAAAAAGGACUUUGAAACGUGUGUCCUUAGCGGGGAUCAAGAGUGCACCUACACUCAAGGUGUUACUGUCGAAGGCAUUGGCGAUCAUCGUCGCCAAAGCUUGUUCUUCUGCGGUCAUGAUUACGAGUGCACUCCCUUUAAUACUGUGGGCGCAUUAGAGCGGGCCAAGUUUGCUGUGGAGCAACAGUAUGCGGUGGUUGGAGUAUUGGAAGACUUUAAUACGACGCUCUCCGUGCUGGAGAAAUAUGUUCCUCGCUUCUUCGAGGGUGUGCGAGAUAUCUAUGCAAAUAGCGCCGAGUACUUGACCAAGAUAAACAAGAACAAUUUUAAGCCGCCAGUCAGCGAGCACGUGAAGAACAUUGUGCGUCGCAACUUUACGAACGAGAUUGAAUUCUAUCAGUUCUGCCGCCAGCGACUGCAUAAACAAUAUUUGGCCGCCCAUUUGCCUCAAAAGAUUAUUACAGCGCAUCAAGGGGGCUUCGGGGGCAAUUAGCUUCCCGAUUCCCAGAUGUAUUGUGGUAUUGUAAAGAUAUACUCGAUCCUGUAGUCAAUUAAGUAAUGUGCGCUACCCUCCAUUCAAUCCACAUAUCGUAGAGUCUAGUUGUUUUCAUUGUGUAUAUUUCAAAUUGGUUAUAAAACAUAUAUUCAUAUUCUUAUCAAAUACAUAAAUAUAUUUAUAUUGUUUAGUUAGUGUUAAUGAACAAAAUGCAUUCGAAUUGUGAUGUCUUCAAGUGAACUGUUGAAAUUUGUUGUUUUUAAUACCUAGUUGUAAUUAGAGUUAAGACUUUUAAGCUCUCAAAACUGUAAAAAGAAAAUAAAUGAUAUUCUAAG